Messenger RNA from Rhipicephalus sanguineus (brown dog tick), 1200 nucleotides. RefSeq names its product ankyrin repeat domain-containing protein 39-like. Lineage: Eukaryota; Metazoa; Arthropoda; Arachnida; Ixodida; Ixodidae. Gene Ontology annotation, molecular function: protein binding. The transcript has 4 exons. Bases 103 to 636 code for a protein of 177 amino acids. The record is from RefSeq and is a predicted model, not a curated record.
GUUUCAACAGGAGCGCGCUACUUUCGCGGCGAUUGUGAGAAGCGUUUGUUCAAUAUCGUGAAGCUGAUUGAAUCUGCUUUGUCAGUUUUAUCGGUUGCCAAUAUGCACUGUCCGCACGACUGUUCACACGGUUCAGCGGCGCCGUCAGUUCACCAAACAUUGGAAGAACUAGAUUUCAGCAGGGGUCUGCUCGGCGCAUCCUCUGAUGGGAACUACGAGAAGGUCGAGUCACUUCUUCAAAAAGGCGGUGAUCCUGAUCAGGUGGACGGUUACGGCUACAGUGCACUUAUAUAUGCCUGCAGGCAUGGACAUUCAGACGUAGUUGAACUGCUGCUCAAUCGUGGUGCACGACCAAAUGUACAGACCAACGGGGGUGCCACAGCCCUCCACCGUGCAUCUUACCAAGGGCACGUGAAAUGCGUGCGUUUACUUCUCAACAAAGGUGCAGACUGCACUCUAGUAGACAGUGAUGGCAAAACAGCCCUACACAAGGCAGCAGAGAAUGGGCAUGAGGAAGUCUGCAGGAUGCUUCUGCAAAAGUCCCCAGGUAUACUUGUGGUGAAGGACAGUCGUGGGAGGACAGCAUUGGAAUGUGCACUGUCAAAGCAUUCACACCUCUCCGAGGUGCUUCGGUGACCGCAACAAAUGUGGACAGUGAUGGCAGAACAAAACACUUUGUCUGGCCCUGAUGUAUUGUGGUUUGCUCCACUUGUGCGUUCCAUGGUACAUGCUACUUACUGCAGACAAACCUGUCACACAUAUUUGUAUCUGGUAUCCCACCAAACUUGGCCUUCUUAACAUGACAAAGCAAAACUAAUGUUAUCAAGCGAGGCUGUGACUAAUUUUUUUAUACAUGCUGUAAAGUAUGGCACUGACAUAACAAAACCCCAUAUUCCACCCAUGCCACACUGCCACUUCCAAAUUCGUUUCUUAGCACCAUACAGGGUCUGCCAAUAUUAAAAGGAACACCUACAUUCAGGCAAUUAUUUCACCAAAAGUGCGAAUUUGAAUUGUUGCUGGUUUGCAGAUGUUCAGCAGUUCCUCAUUUGAAGAGUGUGCCGAAUGCUGCCCUCUACACUCAAGCAAAAAAAGUAAUAAAGCACUAACUGGCAGUGUUCAAUGCAAAUCAGAUGUUCCCUUUGUUACUGGUGCCUUGAGCUCAUAUGCCCAAGCGAAAUUCUGCUCACAGUCACUAUCUGU